Molecule: messenger RNA, 300 nt
Organism: Gongylonema pulchrum
Lineage: Eukaryota; Metazoa; Nematoda; Chromadorea; Rhabditida; Gongylonematidae
Source: the annotation of a GenBank genome assembly
AUGGACGUAAAGUGCACGAAUUCGACCACUUUGUGGUCGUUGCAAAGCAUUCGAUUUCGCAUUGUGCUGCUUCUUGCCUUGGCGCUCUGUGUCGAAGGUUUGAUGCGAAGCAACAUGAAUAUGGCGAUGGUUUGUAUGGUGAAUCGGACAGCCGUUGUCCAGCUUGAAAAUUCUAACAGUAACGUUUUGUCUUUGCACUUUAGAUCACAUGUAGGCAGCCGGCGGUCCGCUGGCCGGAUCCGGCCCGCGACUGGUUUUAAUCUAGUUUGCGGAGAGGAUCGGAAUGUGGUACCUAACUAG